GAGCCAUAUCUGUAGACUCUACCCGCCCUCAGAACCACAUUCCGAGGGUUAAUACGCCGGCAUGUAGUACCCUACAUACACCCAGAUGAGAUCAGAUCUCUCGUAACGACGACCUUAUCAGGUUAUCACAGCCAGGCGCAUAACUCAGAUACCACCCUCCUGCCGAAUGUAGCCUAGGUCAAGUAGUAUUCGCAGAGGAUGGGCGGGAGAUCACCCCGGACUUGGCAAGUCGAUACAACUCGAGUGGUCAGGACCUUAGAUUACGAGCCAGUCGGCAUGGUUGGGAAGAUGCCUUGACGUCGAACCCAUGUAACGGUAGGAUCAAUUGGUUGAGCAUAGCAUAGCACGCAAUUGCAAUAUGUAAAGAUUUAUUUACUUACUACUACGUUGAUGUUUAUUAAUUUGCUCGCAGCUCCCCUCACGGAGUAGUUGAGGGCACUCGUUUGUUCUUCACCUUCAUUUGGCGAGGGAGGGAAGAAAACCACAACGAAAGACUCACUGUGCAAUUCUUCGAGGAAAAGCUCUCACCAUGCGCUCUCUUCUUCUCCUCUUCGCCUCGGCCGCGACGGCUAAGGUGAUGGACAGUCUCGCCUCCGUCCCUAAAGGCUGGGCAGAAGUUCGUCAGGCCUCUCCAAAUGACCCUGUUACCUUGCGUGUUGGUCUCAAGCAGCAACAUGCGGCUGCGCUGGAGCAAGCCGUGAUCGAGAUUUCUACGCCGGGGCAUCCAAACUACGGCAUGCACCUAUCGCGUGACGAAGUCCGGGCUUAUACGGCACCGACAAAAAGAUCUAUCUCGUCAGUUGCCGAUUGGUUAACCAAGAGCGGCGUCGAGUCCACGGUAAAUAACGACUGGAUCACUUUCAAGACGGAUGUUAAAACCGCAAACGACCUGCUUGGCGCGAACUUCGCCUGGUACCAAUAUGAGAAGGGUGGCAGUCCCAAGUUGCGGACGUUGUCGUACAGCGUCCCCGACGAGCUUGCAGGAAGCAUCGAUCUCAUACAGCCGACCACUCGAUUCGGCCAGCUCGGCGCCAAGAGGUCAACCAUUUUUGAGAUGCAGCUCCUUGAGCCCGAGGAAGAGGAUGCCGUAAAGGCGGACAUGGCCGUCGAUGCCGCCGACUGCAAUACCUCGAGGAUCACGCCCGCCUGUCUCAAGUCACUGUACAAUAUCAAGUACACCGCGCCCACCGAGGGAAACCUGGUUGCAUUCAGCUCUUACUUGGAGGAAUACGCCCGGUAUUCGGAUCUGCAGUCCUUCGAGAACCAGUAUUUGACGCAGGCCAAAGGCCAGAACUUCAGCGUCGAGUUGGUCAAUGGGGGUCUAGAUGACCAGAGUAGUAACGACGAUAGCGGGGAGGCAAACCUCGAUGUGCAAUACAUAUUAGCCAUCAGCAGCCCUAUCCCGAUCCGCGAAUACAGCACUGGUGGUCGUGGACCGCUUGAACCUACGCAGGACGAGCCUGGGCCCUCGUCAAACGAGCCUUACUUGGAAUUCCUGACGUACCUCCUCGAUCAAGACGAUUCUGCUUUGCCGCAGACGCUCUCCACCUCGUACGGAGAGGAGGAGCAGUCGGUACCAGCGGAGUAUGCGCUCAGAGUAUGUAAUCUAUUCAUGCAACUCGGCGCCCGCGGUGUGAGCGUGUUGUUUUCAUCCGGCGACUCUGGACCAGGUGAUUCGUGCAUAAGAGAGUCAGACCAAGCGCCGUAUUUCCAGCCCUCAUUCCCCGCAGGCUGCCCGUACGUGACCUCUGUCGGUGCUACUUAUAACGUCGAGCCCGAACAGGGCGUGAGCUUUUCGAGCGGCGGUUUCAGCUCGCUUCACGCUCAACCGGCGUGGCAGGCAGAUUCUGUCAAUGCGUACCUAAAAUCAAUAGGCAAAACCUAUUCUGCGUACUUCAACUCGUCCAACAGAGGCUUCCCCGAUGUUGCGGCUCAGGGGAGUCGGUUUAUAGUCAUCGAUAAGGGCAGAUCUGCGCUCCUGUCGGGUACGAGUGCUUCGAGUCCCGUCUUCGCCGGUGUGGUAGCUCUCCUAAACGCCGCACGAAAGAGCCAAGGUCAGCCGCCGCUAGGCUUCCUCAACCCGUGGUUAUACAACAACAGCGCCGCCCUGAUAGAUAUAACAUCCGGUUACGGAAGCGGUUGCUCGGGUAACUCAGCUUUCAGAAACGGAGCAAGGUGGAAUGCCACUGCGGGAUGGGACCCUGUUACGGGAUUGGGUACCCCCGACUUUGGAAAAUUGCUCGCUGCUGCCGCCCCAGGAGUAGAGAACGCUUAAAAGAGAUUCAUUCUACGAGUCCUGUAAAUACCUAUGUAUCUAACUUAUCUAAAAGUAAAUUAAUUUAUUUGCUAACCUUUGUCGUCUAAUCCUGCUGCCUAAAUCCUUUAAUCCUAC
Molecule: messenger RNA, 2392 nt
Organism: Daldinia loculata
Lineage: Eukaryota; Fungi; Ascomycota; Sordariomycetes; Xylariales; Hypoxylaceae
Product: tripeptidyl-peptidase
Exons: 3
Coding region: 530-2275 (581 amino acids)
Biological process (GO): proteolysis
Molecular function (GO): serine-type endopeptidase activity; tripeptidyl-peptidase activity
Source: RefSeq, a predicted model, not a curated record